AUGGAAUUCAACUCGCCACAACCAGAACAGGCUCAAUUACAUGGGCAUAUCCAUUCGAAGGGAGCUACGAUGUUACUCAAUAUGCUCCACCAGCAAGUUCAGGCGGAGCUUAAUAAGGGGGGCAGUGGUAGUCAUGGAGAAUUGUCGGGCCACAGAGGUGCGAAAGGGGAGUCACAGAUGCGUUCAGAUGGGGUUUCUGGGGUUCCUGUUAUUGGUGAUGGGGGCAUUUACAUUGAGGGCAGUGGUAGUAUCGAUUUGACACUAGAUGAGAAUAAUCUGAUUCCUUCGCCGCCAUUAUCGCCCAAGGUCUAUCAAGGUGAGAUAGGGGCGAGCUUAAGCCACGAUGCUGUAUCUUUGGAUCGGGUUGGCAUGCAAAAGAACACAAAUCUAAGGGGGUUGGAUGAUGCUGAGCAGGUCAGUGCUGGGUGCGGUGAAAUUGUAGUGACGCCAAGUUGGACUACUGGAAUGACUACAAAACGGUACCGUUAUGCGACACACGGAUUCCUUUCACAGUACCGUCUCAUGGGGUACGGUAAUGGUGGUUUGACAAGACCAAAACGCCAGCCAGCGUCUAGCUCUAGUGUUGUGGCUCGGAGGUCUGCCAAGUACAGUAAGACGUAUGCUUCUGGAUCUGACUUUGAUAAGGUGUACAGAACAAGGCGCGUUACUAAAAAUGCCGUUAAUGCUGCUGGAGAAAUAGAAGACAUGUCAUCGGUACCAGUUCCAUCCAGACCCUCACCCCGUGCAAACCGCAAACCCAAAAAGUCGCAUAUACACCAUGGCCAGCAUCAACUGCACUCUUCGCCUUUGGCCUCUGCAAAAGAAGUUCAUUCUGCACCCACAUACGUUCCCAAUAUGAGUUGGGAGAAGCUCCCAGAUUAUUCUCCACCGUUAUCUACACUACCAUCUAAUAAUAACAAUAAGUGUCUAAAGGUUGAAUGGAAGGGUUCAUCAAUGGAUUUGUCCAAUGACCCCUUGAAACACAAACUACAUCCCGCAGAAUUAGUCUUGGCACAAACGUUGCGGCUACCCUGUGAUUUGUAUUUGGACUCAAAGCGCAGAUUGUUCUGCGAAAAAGUGCACCGUUUGAAACAAGACAUGCCUUUUCGGAGGACUGAUGCUCAAAAGGCUUGUCGCAUCGACGUUAACAAGGCUUCUAGGUUGUUUGCUGCAUAUGAAAAGAUUGGUUGGUUGGAUGACGACAAUUUUGCCAAAUACCUAUGA
Molecule: messenger RNA, 1224 nt
Organism: Eremothecium cymbalariae DBVPG#7215
Lineage: Eukaryota; Fungi; Ascomycota; Saccharomycetes; Saccharomycetales; Saccharomycetaceae
Exons: 1
Coding region: 1-1224 (407 amino acids)
Biological process (GO): chromatin remodeling; regulation of transcription by RNA polymerase II
Cellular component (GO): nucleus; SAGA-type complex
Molecular function (GO): transcription coactivator activity; protein binding; chromatin binding
Source: RefSeq, a predicted model, not a curated record